AUGGAUUUUGACAAGAUCCUGCAGGAGACGUUGGAGAUCCAAAGGCAGGCGAAUGCUGCUUGGGCUGCCGGAAAGAGAGAGUUGCUUGACGAUGGAGGACUUACCUUGACUGUACUCGGCUGCGGAACAAUGGGCAUUGCGAUCCUAGGAGGCAUCAUGCACGCGUUAAACAACCCGACAUCUAGUCCUGGAGAUGCGCCAACACCGGAAAAGCUCCCAACGAAGUUCCGAGCGUGUGUUCGAAGUCUCGAGAGUGUAAGAAGAGUGCAGGAAGAGUUGGGAAAAUACAACGCGAAGCUCUCGCUAUUCGAGGGUGAGAAUGUCAAGGCGGUGCAAGGAAGCAACGUCGUCCUACUAGGAUGCAAGCCAUAUAUGCUGGCGGAUCUGCUACGCGAGGAGGGAAUGCGAGAGGCUUUGGCAGGCAAGAUACUGAUCAGCAUACUGACUGGCGUGUCCGUGGAGGAUCUUCACAAUGUACUCUAUCCCAAAGGCUCCGAGUUUGCCAACAAAUGCACGAUUGUCAGAGCUGUGCCGAAUCCUGCUGCGGCUGUUCGUGAAUCAAUGACCGUCAUUGCCGUCCCCAAUCCUCCACUGGCUGCCGAAACGGAUGCUCUGAUUACUUGGAUGUUUACACGAAUCGGACGGGUACUUCGUCUGCCGGAAGCCCACAUGAAUGUCUGCAGUACGCUCUGUGGCUCUGGUCCUGCGUUCGUUGCAAUCAUGGCUGAGUCUCUGGUUGCCGGUGCCGUGGCGAUGGGCUGCCCGCGCGAAGAAGCACGUGUAAUGGCCGCACAGACUUUGCGUGGCACUGCGGCUCUGCUAUCAGUAGACGAGGAUCUGGCAGUCUUGAACCGUCGUACAUCAAAACCAAAUAGCUGCACCCAUGAAGGCCUCCGGGUGCUCGAAGAUGGCGCGGUCAGAGAGAAAAUUGCCCUUGCCGUACGAGAAGCGACUCUUGCCGCUGGCCGACUUGGCUCAGAGCAGGAAAGGUUCAAACAUACCGAAUAA
Messenger RNA from Ramularia collo-cygni, 1008 nucleotides. Its product is annotated as related to Pyrroline-5-carboxylate reductase. Gene Ontology annotation, biological process: L-proline biosynthetic process. Lineage: Eukaryota; Fungi; Ascomycota; Dothideomycetes; Mycosphaerellales; Mycosphaerellaceae. Bases 1 to 1008 code for a protein of 335 amino acids. The transcript has a single exon. The record is from RefSeq and is a predicted model, not a curated record. Gene Ontology annotation, molecular function: pyrroline-5-carboxylate reductase activity.